AUGAAGGCUCUUCUCAAAAAACCAUCCUUACAACCUAACCAGCCAGUCAAUGACAAGGAUCCUGUUCGGCUUGCGUUCCUUGGUGGCCCCAAGUGUGGGAAAAGCGCCCUUAUCUCUAAACUUACGAGUGGAAAUUUCAGCGACACCUACUAUCCACUGAGAAGCACACUUCCAAUUCUUUUCGAGUAUACCCCUUCACCGAAGCAAAUAGAAAAUGUGUUGGACCCAACAGCGCCAAAUCGGACAUUGGAUAGGGCUACACGAGCAGACAAUGUUGUUUUGAGUCCUGUUAUCUAUAAGGCGCUCGUGAAGGAUUAUUCCAAAACACCAGCCUCUGUCUCGGACCCGGACCUGGACCUCAUCUCAUCCAAUGAGAUAUACGCCACAUUUAAGCCAUCUAGCAACCAGGGUCAUAAAAAUGUCACCCCAAUACUCACAGAGCUUAUCGAUACCCCGAGUUUCAACCCCAACCAGAUUGUGCCUUUCUUAGAGGCAUCUUUGUAUAUCAAACUAGAUAGAGAUGUUCUUCACAACCUCGCUGACGAACCACGACGGCCUGUCAACACAAAUCCUCUAUUGGUAGCUAGUGGCGCAGGCGAAAUGAAUGGCGAUGUGGAUGGAUACUUUUUUGUUUACACUGCCGUGCCUUCUCUCGAUCCUCCAGGCUAUGAGGAGAGUAUGCAACAGGAAGUUGUCAGAGAUGGACCCGAUAUUUCUCCCUAUUCAUCUUCUGAAUCAUACAAUGAAAACGGGACGUUAAAGUCGGUCACAAUGCACAGAAACUCUCAGGCAAAGUCUUUUAAUCUCCUUCCCAUUAUGAAAGAAGCUCUCGACGAAGCGUGGCGUGAAUACUACACAUACAAGACACGCUGGUACCACGGAGAAGAAGGUGACGUAUUCUCCCUCAAGUCCGCAUUGAAGAACAUGUUGUCAGAGAAAUCUGAGGCUCCAACCGCUCCAGUACCCAAGUUGAAAUUGCUAGAGACGCCUGUGGACCCUGCUGAUCCAGCUUCACCACCACCAAUCUGGAUAGUAUGCACUCAUAAAAACCUGCCUUUGGCUUCGCCAAAAUUAAUCGCUGAUGGAAAGCGCUUAGCCAAAUUGUGGAAAUGUGGAUUUGUGGCGUUGGACUUGACUGACGAUAUCGAAGACUCGUUGGCAUGGAUGAUCCGUGAUUUAGUGGAGCGGAAGAAAAUACAGAAGAACAAGAAAAGGAAAUACUAA
This is a messenger RNA of Clavispora lusitaniae ATCC 42720, 1224 nucleotides long. RefSeq lists its product as uncharacterized. Lineage: Eukaryota; Fungi; Ascomycota; Pichiomycetes; Serinales; Metschnikowiaceae. The record is from RefSeq and is a predicted model, not a curated record.